UCCACCCCUACCACCCCCAUCGCCACCACCACGACACAUACACCAUCGCACAUGUCAUCCCCACCGACAUCACAGAUAGUGGAUGAGGCAGGCAAGGCAGCUGCGCGUGCUGCCUUUGACGAGACCAACGAGGUCAUUGCCGUCGACUCGGCCAAUGACCUCUAUGCCUACAACGAAGAGGAGAUCCAAAAGACACUCAAUGAGAAGAAGUGGAAGAACGAUGUCCACUACUUUAAGCGGACGAAGAUCUCGGCCAAGGCGCUGCUGAAGAUUGUCAUGCACGCGCACUCGGCGGCAAAGGGCGAGCGCAAGACAGAGAUCAUGGGCAUGCUGCUGGGCAAGGUGGUGGGCGAGACUAUCAUUGUGCUCGACGCGUUUGAGCUGCCCAUUCAGGGCGAGGAGGCAUUCGUCACCGCCGGCGACCAGGCCAACAUCUACAUGUCCGAGUACGUGGCCAACUCGAAGCUCGCCCGCCCGGAAAACCCCAUCGGGUGGUACCACUCGCAUCCGGGCCUGCAGGUCUUUCUCUCGGGCACCGACUGCACCACCCAGAGGCUGUACCAGCAGUUCAUGGACCCGUGGCUCGCCAUCGUCAUCGACCCGGUCCGCACCAUGACCUCGGGCAAGGUCGAGCUCGGCGCGUUCCGCACAUACCCGCCGGGUACCUCGGCAGCGUCGGCCUCGUCGGGCUGGGAGCCUGUUCCGGCCGAUCUUAUCGAGGAGUUUGGCGUGCACAAGGACGAGUACUACAAGAUGGAGACCUCGUACUUCAAGUCGGCCUCGGACGCCGCCCUUCUUGACCUGCUCUGGGACCAGUACUGGGUCUCGGCCCUCGCCACCAACGCGCUCACCUCCAACGCAGAGUACUUUUCAGACUGCAUCCACAAGGUUGCCCGCAAGCUCGAGGAUGCCGAGGAGGAGAUGGCCCACUCGUCGUCGUCGUCGUCUGCCCGUUUCCGCGCAGGCGGCGCCGGCGCAGGCUCGUCCAUGAGCUUCCUAUCCUCGGCACCAGCCGCUGCAGGCCCGCCAGACUCCAAGCUCGCCCUCUGCGCCGACGAAAGCUCCAAGUUUGCCAUCGAGGAGCUUCAUGCCCUCACCACCCAGGUUGUCAAGGACUCGCUCUUCAACAUCCGCCGCUAG
Molecule: messenger RNA, 1140 nt
Organism: Thecamonas trahens ATCC 50062
Lineage: Eukaryota; Apusomonadida; Apusomonadidae
Product: COP9 signalosome complex subunit 5a
Exons: 2
Coding region: 52-1140 (362 amino acids)
Biological process (GO): protein deneddylation
Cellular component (GO): cytoplasm; COP9 signalosome
Molecular function (GO): metallopeptidase activity; protein binding; deNEDDylase activity
Source: RefSeq, a predicted model, not a curated record